GCGGGCCACUUCAUCAGAGAGAGGAUGCAUAUCUAGAUCCCUAGAUCGGGGUCAGGACUGGGAUGGAAAGGACCCUGGGGACCCGAAAGAGCAUAUCUUGUGUGAGAGUCCUGCCUGAGACCCGGAAGCACCUUCCAUAAUAGAGCCUCAACAACUGCCUGGUGAUUUCUUCCUUCAACCUCUUUGUGUGUGAAUCAGCUCCUUCAAUAUGAGCUACAGCCUCUAUUUGGCCUUCGUGUGUCUGAAUCUCCUCGCUCAAAGGAUGUGCAUCCGGGGGAACCAGUUCAAUGUGGAGGUCAGCAGAAGCGACAAGCUUUCCUUGCCUGGCUUUGAGAACCUCACUGCAGGAUAUAACAAAUUCCUCAGGCCCAAUUUUGGUGGUGACCCAGUUCGGAUAGCGCUGACUCUGGACAUCGCAAGCAUCUCUAGUAUUUCAGAGAGUAACAUGGACUACACAGCCACCAUAUACCUCCGACAGCGCUGGACCGACCCACGGCUGGUGUUUGAAGGCAACAAGAGCUUUACUCUAGAUGCCCGCCUCGUGGAGUUCCUCUGGGUGCCAGACACUUACAUUGUGGAGUCCAAGAAGUCCUUCCUGCAUGAAGUCACGGUGGGAAACAGGCUCAUCCGCCUCUUCUCCAAUGGCACAGUCUUGUAUGCACUCAGAAUCACAACAACAGUUACAUGUAACAUGGAUCUGUCGAAAUACCCCAUGGACACACAGACCUGCAAGUUGCAGCUAGAAAGUUGGGGAUACGAUGGCAAUGACGUGGAGUUCUCCUGGCUAAGAGGGAACGAUUCGGUACGUGGACUGGAAAACCUGCGCCUUGCUCAGUACACCAUCCAACAGUAUUUCACCCUGGUCACCGUAUCCCAGCAGGAGACAGGAAACUAUACGCGGUUGGUUUUGCAAUUUGAGCUUCGGAGGAACGUCCUGUAUUUCAUUCUGGAAACCUACGUCCCUUCCACCUUCCUGGUGGUGUUAUCCUGGGUCUCCUUUUGGAUCUCUCUCGAGUCGGUUCCUGCGAGAACCUGCAUUGGAGUGACAACGGUGUUGUCCAUGACAACGCUGAUGAUCGGCUCCCGCACAUCCCUACCCAACACCAACUGCUUCAUAAAGGCCAUUGAUGUUUACCUGGGGAUUUGCUUCAGCUUUGUGUUUGGGGCCUUACUGGAGUAUGCAGUUGCUCACUACAGCUCCUUACAGCAGAUGGCAGUCAAAGAUAGGGGGCCAGCGAAGGACUCAGAAGAAGUCAAUAUCACCAACAUCAUCAACAGCUCCAUCUCCAGCUUUAAACGAAAGAUCAGCUUCGCCAGCAUUGAAAUUUCUGGCGACAAUGUCAACUACAGCGACCUGACGAUGAAAGCCAGCGACAAGUUUAAGUUUGUCUUCCGAGAAAAGAUCGGCAGAAUCAUUGAUUACUUCACAAUUCAAAAUCCCAGCAACGUGGAUCGAUAUUCCAAACUACUGUUUCCUUUGAUUUUUAUGUUGGCCAAUGUAUUUUACUGGGCAUACUACAUGUAUUUUUGAGAUGCCAUUGAACUCUUGCAUGGCAUGUGUCUUUAACAGAAUAACAACGAUGUUCAGGGUAGUCCAGGACAUGUGUGUGCACUUCAGCUUAGAAAUGGGCUAACGUAACGAUUAUUCAAAGUUGUGUAGAAGUCCUAGUGUGACCAGAUUCUAUAGUAGAGUCAUUAUGAAGCGAGCCUUUCUUCUUCAAGUUUGGACAGAACCACCUUCCACAGAACCCAAGAUUGCAAACCUACUCAGAGUUAGUAUCAGGUGCAUAAGUUUUGAAACUUAUUCUAGAAUUCCUAAUACAGGAUGCUGCCACGAAGACUUGCUGGGUCAAGUCUCUUAGCCUAGUCACCUUGACUCCACAUACUAGCUAGGUACCGAGUAGACCAGAGUACUCUGUCAACCGCUCAUCUCCGUUGACCUGUUGACCAAAAUGUUGGGGAACAUUUUACCAGUGGCAAAUGUCCUGUUUCCUUCCAGGAGGAGCUUUCAUCCCUGGGCUCCAGUGACCAGGCAGGAGUGAUCUCUAUUCCAUAAGGAGCUGGAGUACCCAGAUAUAAAUAGCUUAUCUUAAAUAGAUACCUUUCCCCCAACCUUUCUAGCUGAACUGCUUUGAGUGGCUUAUCCUGAGUGAGCAGCUGACCACUGGCCCUGAACAGUCCCGACUGUUCUGCAUUGCACAACCCACAUGAGCUGUCUCUUCUGAGUUCAGCCAGACUCACCCUGACCUAGGAGCUCAUGUGUGCCUCUCUCCCUCUUGCUCCACAAGAGUCGCCUAUCCAAGGUUCUAAUUCCGCCUCAAUUAUUUCAAAGACUCUUGCCAUCUUCAGUUCUUUAGCCUCCUUUUCUAACGAACCCUCAGCUUUCCCUGUCCUUUCUACACCAACACAGAACUUUAGAUGGUCUUUCCUUUCAUGUCCGUCAGCCAUGGGCUCUCCUUCCCAUGAUCAUGGUUCUGCUCAUAAUUCCAUCUCCGUGAGCUUGAUUGCCUGGCGCUUAGCAAAUGUUCCUGUUCAGAAUUCUCUAUGUUCAUUGGAGUACACCCUUGAGCUAGGUGUAGUUACACUAUUAGAGUUCUUAGUAAAAUCUCUUUGUAUUUUGUAUCUGUCAUAUGCGUUCCUAAGGGGUGGGGUUAGGAGAGGGGGAAAUGUGGUUGAGUGAUUCAAUCAUAUUUGUGAUUUUUUUUUAUAAAAAUGUUUAAAACAUAACUUCACCGAGGCCUCAUUUAAGCUACUGAAUAAUGCAAAUUGUAAAUAUGUGGAACUAUAAAAAUAAAUACAUCGUA
Molecule: messenger RNA, 2804 nt
Organism: Rattus rattus (black rat)
Lineage: Eukaryota; Metazoa; Chordata; Mammalia; Rodentia; Muridae
Gene: Gabrp
Product: gamma-aminobutyric acid type A receptor subunit pi
Exons: 10
Coding region: 209-1531 (440 amino acids)
Biological process (GO): regulation of membrane potential; chemical synaptic transmission; signal transduction
Cellular component (GO): membrane; synapse; neuron projection
Molecular function (GO): neurotransmitter receptor activity; extracellular ligand-gated monoatomic ion channel activity; GABA-A receptor activity
Source: RefSeq, a predicted model, not a curated record